CCCCGACUGUGCGACGCACGGGGCCGGCCGUCCGUCUGUGUGCGAAUCCGGGUCGGUUUGAAAAACCCUCCCAUACGCUAAAUAUUUGUGGAGAUAAAAAAGAUGUACGGAACUACAGAUCUGUGUGAUCCGCCGAAUCAGGAAGACAUGUUAGGUGGAAGGCGGUUGAAACCGUCCACGUCCGCUCCUCUGAGGAAGAGGCGGGUGUCCAUGCCAGCCUAUCUUCCUGUUUACAAAUCUGCAGUCGCGUCCAGGGAAGAUAAGCUCCAGUCCAUCGGGGAGGGCGUGGAGUUUCACCCCGAGGAACAACAAGACGACCCCUCGCUCCCCAGGUUUCGGAGAUUCUCCAUUAUCGUACCGCCUACUACUACAACCUCCACCGGCAGACCGGAGCCUCAGAGAAGCCGUCGGGCGUCAGUCUCGGAAAACAGCCGCCUGUUGAGGGGCUCCGCGAAGGACACAGAGCGGGCGUCCGCGUUGCAGCCGAUUCUGUUCGUGGUUGUCCUCGUCGUGGCAGUGGUCCUCGUCUCGACGGCCUGUUCGAGACUAUUUCGCCGACUUUAUUAAAUACGUUCUCCAAACAUUUGAAGACGAUCUUUAUCGAUGGCUGGCUGAGAGACGUCUCUACAUGGCGACCAAGAGGCCACGCCCACCCAAUCUAUCACAGAGUAUCUACAACCAUUAGUCUAGGAGCUGGCUCCAUUCGGACCUUUCAGAGAUGCUGGCAUCAACAUUGAAUACAUCUGGAAAGAGAGAGAAGACCAAGGUCACACACAGUCUUAAAAUAGACCUCUAUUCUCGUGCUGAAUACCAAAUACAUAUAAAAGGCGAGAGCAGAUUGAAGCCACAUGUUACGUGGCCCUUAUAGUUUAUUAUUGUAACGUUAUGGUUUAUUUAAAAGAUAUAAAUAUAGACUGUUAUCUUGUUGCCUUGUGAAGACGCCUUAAAAUGCCUGUAAACUAGCCUAUAAUUGUAUUUUGACAGAAUAUUAGUUUAUGAUGGGUCGAAAGGGUGAAAGUAAAUGAUAGAAUUCUAUACAUCCGUUCCUGAUGCCGGAAAUGCAAAUGAUGUUAUGAAUGAUGAUAUUCAAUGCGAUAAUAUUAAACAAAGGGUGAGCAGGAUGUGAUGUCACCCUUGGCACUGUUUAGGCAACUAAACCUGUUGUCCAUACAUAAUAUUGUAAUAUACGAUACAGAAUUAGCUUCGCGUGACUCAAGGCAAAACACAGCGUACUUGUGUUGGUUGGGUAUUAUGUUGGGUCACAGUCAGUGGUGUAAUAUUGUCUUUAUGUACAUAAUGAUGAGAAAACCUUACAAUAUGUUAUAACGUCAAAGAGCAGUAAAAAUGGAUUUUCAAACUCAAUUUUCUGGCCAUUUUUUAAUGUAGUACUGUAAUUAAGUUAAACCAUCAACCUCUUUGUGUUGUACUUCCUUAAAACGUUAGCUAUCCCCUAGCUAGCAUAUAUAUACUGAAAUUGUGAAGAAAAAAAACCCUGCGAUGUCGCUGACGGAAAACUGUUGCUUGUUUCGUAUCGUCGGCUGUUUCUAGCUAUUUAUGGUGGCACCAAAAAGAAAUGUAACUUUUCAUGUAGAUUGUUUUAGGCUAUAGCUGUUUUAAACGCUUCGAGUAUGAAAAAAUGACGAACAUGUGCUAAGAAAUAGUAGUAAAUGUCAAUAUCAGACAGAUUUUCUCUUUCAGAAUAUAUAUUUUUUUGCAUCAGGGUAUUUUACCGGCCCCAAUAACAGCCGGUACGUCUUUCAGCAAGGUUAACCGAAUUCCAGUCGGUAAAAAUUCCCGGGAGUACGCUUAUUGACCUGGGCGGGCCAACAACACACCCCGUACCGAUGGGAUUCCAUAGAAGCUCCCGAUACGGUGUCAUGCCCACCUGUAUGAUACCCACAAGAGAAAUUUACGGGCAGUCCCUUCCCCAAUGCACACAUUUAAUCAAUCCCCUUUGAGGUAAAUUGCUCGCGAUAGAAUGAGGCUACUUUCCUCAUUAGCAAGCCGUCCGCUAAUACCCCAACUAAACAACGCUAACAUGAAAACACGACUAGGUCGGCCCUCACUUGUCUUAAACACUCAAAUCACUUAGAAACCCCGCAACUCUGGGUUGUCAUGGCCCUCACGCGUGGGGCUAGCCUGGUAUCCAGACUUAUCGUGGUAGGGGUGGGUUUUCCUCGGGGAUGCAGGAGCUCU
Branchiostoma belcheri (Belcher's lancelet) is the source of this 2196-nucleotide messenger RNA. RefSeq lists its product as uncharacterized. The coding region runs from base 103 to 567 and encodes 154 amino acids. Lineage: Eukaryota; Metazoa; Chordata; Leptocardii; Amphioxiformes; Branchiostomatidae. The record is from RefSeq and is a predicted model, not a curated record. The transcript is spliced from 2 exons.